Lachnellula hyalina is the source of this 1863-nucleotide messenger RNA. RefSeq lists its product as uncharacterized. The coding region runs from base 1 to 1863 and encodes 620 amino acids. The record is from RefSeq and is a predicted model, not a curated record. Gene Ontology annotation, molecular function: DNA-binding transcription factor activity, RNA polymerase II-specific; zinc ion binding. NCBI's taxonomy places the organism in Eukaryota, Fungi, Ascomycota, Leotiomycetes, Helotiales, Lachnaceae. The transcript is spliced from 2 exons. Gene Ontology annotation, biological process: regulation of DNA-templated transcription.
AUGCAAUCCUCACCAUCUUACCGCGAUACCUCAUACAUUCCGCUCGGCGAACGGCGAGGAAGAUCAGAUCUGGCGCGCUUCUCUCUUGACACGAGUUGGGCUAGCGCGGUGUCCGACAGUGCUCGGUCGAGGGCAUACCCGUCUCCUCCCAUGUCAGGAUCUCCGCCGCUUCCACCAAGACGAAACCCCGAUUCAACGGAUCGUGGUUACGGAAGCUAUGGAUCAAGCGGGCAAGACGUUUUGCCUGGGACUCAAACGCCUCAAUCAGACACAUCGGAGCCAAGAGGGCCACAGUUGAGGGCAUAUCAACCAGAGCAGCAUCCUCAGCCAUCGUAUUCCACAUAUCGAAUGGAGGAUAUACAACCAACACCACCACAUUCUUACCAACAGCGGGGACCGCCAAUUGUACCGCAUAUGGUGCAGCAGCAACAUCCUUUGUAUCAAUCGCAGGCGCCGCAGCCUCCUGGGCAAUUCUCAACGGCAGAUCGACCACCAACGGGAGAGGUUGCCGAUUAUUCUGAAUCACCCAAAGCACAGAGAAAGACAAAGGGACAUGUGGCCUCGGCUUGUGUUCCCUGCAAAAGGGCGCAUCUUAGGCAAGUCUCUCCGAAUGGGGAACGUUCUGACCGCGUAGAGUUGAGGCUAAUAGUAUGCAGAUGUGACGCACAGCGCCCGUGCUCUCGCUGCCUAGCUAACGGGAAGGAGGAUGCUUGUGUCGAUGUACAACACAAGAAAAGAGGCCGGCCGCGAUUGCGCGAUGAAAGGGAACAACGUUACGAAAGCAUGGGGCCGGGGUAUUCUCACUCACAGCACGAUGCUUCUGUCAGACGUCCUCUGUCCUUUCACUCCGCAGAACCUUCCAUGACUCCAGCAUUUGGCGGAGACUCACUUCAUAGGUCGGGGUCUUAUAGGGUCUUGAAAUCUCAAGGUCCUCUUGCUCCCAGAUAUAUGGAUCAUGCAUCUUCUGUAGAUGCCAAUAUGUUUGGUGGAUCGAUGCCACCAGCGCCGCGAAUGCUGCCAGCCCACGAACCGCUAUGUGCAUAUCUUACCAUGGAGAUGCAGAUUGCAAAAGUUACUCGAAGCUUUGGUGACACUGUCGGUCUACAGGCCGUUGUUGGGAAAAGGCUUCAGGACAUCAUAGUCGCCAACGAUCGUGAAAAGGUAAUGCGACUCCAGAGGAUUCUCGAAGACGAACGCCGCGCAAGAGAGCCGAGCUAUCUCCCUCCAAUCUUCUCAAAAUACGAGGAAGAUCGGAUUAUCAAAUCUGUGGGGUUUGGGCCGGAUGAGAUUGGACAGCUGUUACUGGAGCAUCAGGACUUGGUCAUGUUCCAGGGGUCUGAAGGACAACACCAGCCGCUCCAGGCUCGGUUUGGGUUGGCGAAAAGGGAGUCGACAUAUUUUAUUGCGGUGAUAUUUCAAGUACCUGCGACCCCGCAGACGUCCUAUCAGCCGGUCGCUCGAGAUUAUCCUCGGGAGUCGCAAUAUGGAUAUCAGACGUCACAGCAGGCGUAUCCUCCAGGCCCAUCCUCUUUCGCUCCUAAUCCUGUUUAUGGUGACCCUCGCGGAGAUUUGAUGUAUAGAGCUUCUGUCCCGAAUGUUCCCAUAGUAUCAAGUAUGCCGCCCUUCUCGCAGCCGCAAACAAGGCCGGAUUAUUCCCCCCAAAGCCAAAAUCCUUAUCAGACGCCACGGAGUGAAUUGGCACAAGGACAACCACAGCGCCAACACGAUCUCCAACUCCCUCCGAUUCGAGAUCACCGUGGGGAGGCAUCUGCUGCAAAUAUGUCGCACCGACGAGAUGAUCGAACCGGCCGACUCGAUAUUGGCGGUCUUUUGGAGCAACCGCGCAACACAGGGGGUAGAUGA